This is a messenger RNA of Canariomyces notabilis, 994 nucleotides long. Its product is annotated as SFT2-domain-containing protein. The transcript has 4 exons. The coding region runs from base 235 to 885 and encodes 216 amino acids. The record is from RefSeq and is a predicted model, not a curated record. Gene Ontology annotation, cellular component: membrane. Gene Ontology annotation, biological process: vesicle-mediated transport. NCBI's taxonomy places the organism in Eukaryota, Fungi, Ascomycota, Sordariomycetes, Sordariales, Chaetomiaceae.
ACAGCUUGACUCCACCUACAUUUCUUAGCUCACCUUCUCCUCGUAUACAGUACAGUGUGGUCACUUGGACCCCCACAAACCUCGACCGCAUCUUGCUUUUAGCCCACCCAGUUUGGGGCAACCGCAACACACCCGGCCCAUCAGCCACAGACCGCCCGUUCCCGAUCCUCCGACUUCCCCGGGUUUUAGACUUGCUUUAUUCGGACACAGCGACUGGGCCAGAUUUGGGGGACUAUGGCUUCAACGUCUUUCCGGGACUCGAUCAACUCGCUCGGUUGGUCGCGCCGCGAUGCGGAUCUCCCAGUGAACACGUCGCGACAGAGCGGCUUCUUGUCGUCUCUCAAAUCCCUAAAUCCCUUUGGCGACCGCGGCUAUGUCCAGCUCCCGACUACUGAAGGACCAGGCGCACCUCUUCCGGCGCCCAGCCGCCGAGAGGAAGAAGAGGGGUGGUUUGCCUUGAGUCGGUGGGAUCGUCUGCUGAUCUUUGGUGCCUGCAACCUCGCCGCGCUUGCUUGCUUUGUCAUUUGCUUCUUCCUCUUCCCAGUUAUCGGCCUUGCGCAGCCGCGCAAGCUUGUGGUGCUAUGGACGUUAGGCUCGGUCCUUUUUCUUGCGUCCUUUGCCGCGAUGAUGGGCCCUUGGGCUUACUUGCAACAUCUCGCUUCGACACCACGGCUGCCUUUCACUGCUGCCUACUUCGGCUCCUUAGGAUUGACCUUGUACUUCUCCAUCGGCCUACACAGCACGCUCCUUACAAUUCCUGCUGGCCUUAUCCAAUUAGGUUGUCUAAUAUGGUAUCUCGUGAGUUAUUUCCCAAUGGGCUCCAGCGGAUUGCGCCUGGUCAGCACCUUUGGGGCUCGGAGGGCAGCGGCUUGGAUGACUGGGUAAUAGAACACACCAAGAUGGACGUCUGGUCUUGUACAAUAAGUAUACACCAAGCUCCAGUUUCACGUCCUCUUGAUUUCGCUGUUUCUCAACUUAAGGAUGUGUCUGCAUG